Messenger RNA from Drosophila montana, 4009 nucleotides. RefSeq lists its product as uncharacterized. NCBI's taxonomy places the organism in Eukaryota, Metazoa, Arthropoda, Insecta, Diptera, Drosophilidae. The coding region runs from base 1 to 3543 and encodes 1180 amino acids. The transcript has 3 exons. The record is from RefSeq and is a predicted model, not a curated record.
AUGAUCUACAGGGAAGCAACAAGCCCUGGCUGCAGUUCCAGAAUAUUGUCGUCUGAUACCGGGAUACUCGACAGAAUUGACACAGUAACUUUUCCCGGUCGCUAUGUUACCAGAGUACUCAGGGUUCGUCCCUUCGAGGUGACAAAACGUUUUGUAAGGCCCCAGCUAACUUGUGAUCAUAACUCAGAGCCCAAUGCAGAUAGUGUUGUGAACAAACUGUUUGGCAUUCAACAGUUACAGAAUUUGUUGCUUGUGAUAACGCCCACUUCAACGACAACGGAGAAGCACAUCGUCCAUGGUUAUGCAAUCGAUGGCGAAAGACAUCUGGGUGUAACCAGCCUGACCACCGACGAAAAGGAUCUAAUUGUGUAUACCCAGAGGACCGACAACUAUUCCAUAAUAUACAGCUCGGACUAUCUUGAGCUGGAGCAUGCAUUUAAAAGAACAGAAGUUAAGAGCCGAAUCUUUGAAGUAUUUCAGCAAAAACCUUCCAGAUCUGUCCGUUUAUCUUAUGCGGGAAACAAUAUAACCCUUAGAUACCGGCACUGUAAGCCCCAAAAAAAAGAAAAGGUCCCUAAGGACAUCAAGAAAAAUACGCGUACCGAUUCGCCGGCAGCGACUGAGGCUUAUCCUAAAAAGCGUCCUACGCCUGUCCGACAUGAUUGCCUCUCACGUCCGCAGCCGAAUAUCGCCCACAAGAACAAUUCGAUGAAGCAGAAGACUCUAGUGGGAACAUCAUUCUCACGUUUGCCAGUCGGAAAUAGCAAUCGCUUAUCGAAAACUUCAAUAAGAGCUCGUCCCCAAUUGCAGGCCACCAAAGAGAAUACAUCAUCCAACCGAAGGAACCCAUUGGAGAAGCGCUUACGUGCUCCCUUUAGCCCCGACAGUAGCAAUGAAAUACCACGAGCUUCAGUGAAUACGCGUAUUCAGCCCCAAGUGGCCGCCAAAGAUCGCAAUCACAGAACUAAAUUCCGGCUGAAAACUCAUGACCAUUCGCAUGAAACCGACAAGAACAGUCCCAGCCCGAAAGCUCGCAGCAAACCGCACGUUUCCAUUGAUCCUAAGCCAAAGAUGAAGAAAAACAGUUCCGAACAUAGGUCGCUGGAAAAAAAUCAUACCCAUCCGACAGAUCGAAGUCGUUCCAAUUCAGCAGUUGCCAACGACAGCACUAGUUCAGUACAAGGAGAGCUAAUUAGGAAUCGCACCCACUCGGUAAUGAGAAGCCGUUCCGAUUCGCCGGUACCAAACGGGAGCACAAGUUUGGUACAAAGAUCACAGAUUAGGAAUCGGUCGCAUUCGGCAAUUUUAAGUCGUUCCGAUUCGCCGGUAGCAAUCGUCUCUAGCAGCGUGGAUGGACGUCUUGCGGCAAAGCAGAAGAGCUCGCGCCGUGGCGACGGUGAUUUCAAGACCCGCUCCAAUCUAGCGGUCACAGCCGAGAGCGGCAAUACAGAGUCACGGUAUCUCAUUAUAAAUCGUCCCAUUUUGGCUUUGAGAAGUCGUACCAAUUCGCCGGUAAGCAAGCCCACGGACGACGUCACGCGGAAAUUUUCGUUGGAAUCGCGUUUCCGUUCGCCGGUUAACGACAGCUGCAGCUCCGAGCACAAGCCUCUACUUAACAAUCGAACCUACUCGGCGCUGGCGAGGAAUCGUUCCAGUUCGCCGGCGUCCAACGAAAGCGGCAAUGUCAAGGAGAGAAAUGCCUUGGGCAAACGUACCAAUUCGUUCCUUUCCAACGAAAGCAGCGAGCUGAAUAUCAGAACUUUAAUGAAGCCUCGCUCCAAUGUGCCACUUACAACCGACAGCAGCAAUUCCAUAUUGAGGUCCCCGUUAAGGAAUCGCAACGACGGCAACGAUGCUGCGAAAAUUCGUUCCAAUUCGCCUAUCACGAAGGAGAGCCAAUGUUCCUUGAAUAGGACUCCAGUGGCAACUCGGAUCAACUCGAAAGCUUCCAUCGUCAGUAGCGAAUUGGAGUAUCAGACUCCGCGGGGCACACGCUCACCAUCGCCGGUCACGAGCAACAGUUUCGUAUCUAUGAUUAGGGCUCCAUUGGCAGCCAGGAAUUCCAUCGCAAAGGGACCAAUGGAACCGCAUGCUGAAUCGCAAGUUUCCAUCGACAGCAACGUUAUUAAACCUAUGUUCCCAAAUGCCUAUACGCAUGCUGGGGACUCGGUUUUCUCAAACUGUGAUCUAAGGGCUGAUGGAAUGGCUCAAGAGCUUUCAGAAAAGGAAAGCUCCGCCUCGGUCGAGACCAGCUACAUUUCAUGUUUUUACUCUAAUCCAUACCCUAAAGCAGGUCUUAAUGCCGUCCUACCGCCGGAACAGGAUGUGUUUAGCAGCGUGCUGUCCAUUAAGGACUGGGACUUGCCACACGGGUUCAAUCUGCAGGAUGACAAGGAAAGGAACACCAAUACGACUGAUCUUGGCUAUGUGCAGCAGCGCUUCAAACAAGGACAAUCAAUUGCCAACGGUAAGGACAUGAAACCUCCGGAGCUGACGUCACAACCGCCACAGCCCAACGACAACAACCGUGAGCCUAAGGCUUCAACCAAACGAAAAAUAUUUAUUCCCCAGCUGGAUAGGGAGAUGCUUUAUCAGCGCGAGCGGCUGUGGAAUUGUUGUGUAGGCCUGAACUCGAAGCGUCGCGUCAAUUUUAAGGUAGAGCCCAGCAAAGACGCUGCCCAGUUGGCGAAGAAAAUGCCACGCGAGGAGCCACCCAAGGUGAAAUCCGAUGGGGUUAAAGUCUUGUGGAAGCCGCACGCGCUGUGCGAGUCCGAGGGUGCCAUCUAUAUCCCAUCCGAGCUGUCAAAGCUGAAAUUUGAUUGCUCGCAAUCGAUCAUAAGAGCUAGAUCAUCAUAUUUUGAACGGCUGAUGGAACCGGUAAAGGUGCCCCCCAAUUUCUCGAAGCGUGCCUACGAUCAGCUGCAGAAAAAGUUAGGCCGCAUGACCGCCAAGCAGGCAUUUGACAAUCUGGCCAGGCUCGUUGAAAAUAUAAACGCGCGGGCCAUACCGCAGAACAGGCAACUGUUGACCUUCUUCAGGAUUGCCGAGCUGCUGGAAAUCAAGAUGUACGUGAGGACCGAGAGCUACUGGGCCGGCAAAUCUCCGACAAUCGAUCCACGCUGUCGAUGCGAAUGCUACAUGUUCGAUGAUCGCAACGAGUUCGUUCUAUCCGUGGGGCUGCUUUCAAAACAGUUGAACAUAUUCGCUGACCUAUUUCCUGGCAUCAAGCCGAACAUACGCUACAUAGACAAUGCCUUUGAGCUGACACAAAUGCCAACCAUGCUCACGAAAUGCAUUCGAUCCGUUAUGGUAACACUGCGUGCACAAACGCUCUUCAAUAUGAUGGCAGAGGUGGCCUACGAAGUCCUCUCUCCGAAGGCAACGCUGCUCGCCCUGUCGCAGGAGAGGCCAAAGAAGCCAAAACCAAUCGCUAAGUCCAAGGAGGAGGAUACUGAGCUGCAACGUAUCCUGGAAAUCGAAGAAGCCAGGCGCCAGCUACACAGACAACAGCAGCAACAGCAACAUCCAGCAAAGGGCGAUUAAAUUUAUAUAAUAUACAACACAUAUAAACUGCAUCAAAUUAUGCAAAAAUAUUUUGGCUAAGAACUUACAAAUUUUAUGUAUAGGUAUUCUUUUAAAAAAUUUUACUCUUCUAGAGGAUGACGAAACCCAGUCUACAUUAAUAUGUUGGCAGCUUUAUAAUAAACCUUUAAUUUCCAUUGGCAUUCAAUUAAAAUUACUCACAUUAAAGAAAGCCGCACCACAUUCCAGUUAUGGUGAACGGAGAAGGGAAAUGCCGAAGCGGUGGAGGUGGAGGUGGAGGCGAUCAGCAUUUUGCAGCAUUUGCAUUUGUCUGUCUAAUGAACGCAAGGUUUGGGCCAAGCUGAAUGCCGUUUAGGCCCAUUUGCUGUUCUCUUGCGCACAUCUGGACGCCGUCUUUUUCAAAUGCGGAGCUGGAGAUAACCAACUAGCCAGCCAAAUCCCUGCCAACAUUCGUGCAACAACAAGG